AUGGAUCCCGAGUGCACGUUUCGCCCCAAGACCACGCCGUACAAAGGCUCCAAGGCGCGUCUCUCGACGGCUUGGCCAUUCCUAAUAGCCGCCGAGUACGCCAAGCGCGAGAAGCUCAAGAUGGAGCAGGAGCUCGCAUCGUUGAGCUCGUGCACGUUUACGCCAAACGCCCACGCGCAACGAACGCCCGAAAAACCCGUGGAAGAGAAAUUGGCGUUCGUCCAGCAGCAAAUGAGCCCCAAUCCAAAGCGCGUCAAGGUCGACGACGUCACUGAGAGACUGUACGGGGACGGCCUCUUGCGCUACGAGCUCCGCGCCAAGGUCAAGCGCGCACUCGAAGACCGCAGCGUCCGCGCGACGUGCACGUUUACGCCGAAAAUCAACGCCGUGACGCGCGCCAUGGUCGACCAUACGCAGUACAAACCGAUCCAGGACCGGGUUCCCGAGAUCCAGCGCCGCAAGAAGGAGGUGCUUCGGCAGCUUGCGACGUCGGUCGAGGACAAGCUCACAUUUGUUCCGGAAAUCAACGAAAAGAGUCGCCAGCUCACGCAGCAGCUCGGGCAUUUGAGCGUCACGGACCGAUUGGUGCAAGACGCCGAAGACAAUAUUGAGAAGCGUCAGAUUGUGGAAGAGCUGUACACGACCGCGCAAGGUCUGUCGUUUGCGCCGCAGGUCAACGAGCGAAGCCACUCGAUUGUCGAUCAAAAGCCAGAGUUCAAACUCGACUUUGUGACGCGUCAGCGCGUGCUCCAAGACCGACGCGACGACAAGCUCGAGCACCAAAUGCUACUGGAAGAAAAAGUGAACGCGAUCGAAAAGCCAUUCCAGCCGUGCAUCGGCAACGCCGAGAAGGUCCUGAAGCACACCCGACCCAAGCGACUGACUGAGAGCACGCCCCAGCAGCUCUAUCGCAUGACGUACGCGGAGCCGCGCAAGAAGGCCGAGCAAAAGAAGCGACUCGAAGAAGCCUACUACAACAAAUUCUCGUUCCAGCCCACGCUUAACCACGUAUCCAAAGCCUUGGGGCGCGCGACCCCAAUCCAAAAGCUCGCCAAGAGUGACGCAACCAAGCCGAUUCGGUCGCGGGUCAUCAAGGAAAUGGAGCAGCGCACGCAAGCCGAGUGCCGGUUCCGGCCGGCGCUCACGCCGUUGGAAGGCGACGCCGAUCGCGCGACCGUGUGGAACCCAGCGCACUGCACUAUCGUAGACUGUGAUUCAAACAUCGAGCGCGCCCGCGAACGCCGGCGCCAGUCGCUCGAAGACAAGCGCCACCUCCUCGAAUUCGAGGAGCUCCAGCGAUGUACAUUUCAGCCCAAUAUCAAUCGCAAGCCCAUCUCGGCAAGUGAGGCGGCGGCGCGGCCUGUGGUUGUCCGCGGUCUCAGUCGCUUCUUGGAGCUCAAGCAGCGCGCCAAGCGCCAAGAAGAAGAGCUUCGGGAGCGCGAAGCCAAGGUGUUUGGCACGUCGUAUACCCCCCGGGCGUACACCAUCCCGGAGCCGUUCAAACUCUCGUACCAAGAUCGCCAGCGGGAUGGAAAGCGAGGUCGCCUGGAAGCCGAGCUUCGGCAAAAGGAGAUGAAAGAAUGCACGUUCGCGCCGUCCACCAUGGAGGUCAAGAACCGCAAGCUCAUUCAGAGCCUUCUUCGCGACGACAACGGCGUGCAAUAG
Saprolegnia parasitica CBS 223.65 is the source of this 1665-nucleotide messenger RNA. RefSeq lists its product as hypothetical. The transcript has 10 exons. Lineage: Eukaryota; Oomycota; Saprolegniomycetes; Saprolegniales; Saprolegniaceae. Bases 1 to 1665 code for a protein of 554 amino acids. The record is from RefSeq and is a predicted model, not a curated record.